Molecule: messenger RNA, 2070 nt
Organism: Octopus sinensis (East Asian common octopus)
Lineage: Eukaryota; Metazoa; Mollusca; Cephalopoda; Octopoda; Octopodidae
Product: hexosaminidase D
Exons: 16
Coding region: 397-1869 (490 amino acids)
Biological process (GO): carbohydrate metabolic process
Molecular function (GO): hexosaminidase activity
Source: RefSeq, a predicted model, not a curated record
AAGUAAAUCUUAAUUUCGAACAACAAAGAAUCGAAGUCGGGUAGGAAAGCUUAAGCAGUGACUCAAAACAAAUAAAAGAUAUAGGUGGAAGGUGCCAAGUAUUAAUUAAGAAGAAAGGGUGAGAAAAUAUCAAAAAUACUGCAGUUAUAAAAAUGACAUCAGAACUUAGAAACAGAAGGUGUAACAAAAUCGGUCGGCAAAGAGAAGGGUGAGAGAGACACAAAUGUCAGAAUUUUGGUGGCGAUGGAAUAAUAAGAGGAGUUUGUAAUCUACGUGUGCCUUUCGUGUGGAUUCGAGUGGAACUCGAUCGCAAAUUGAAACUACUCCGAAGCAUUCGACAGUAUAGGCGUUAGUAAUCAUAAUUAAAACAGAAAAAAAUUCCAAUAGGGACAGUAGAUGGUCAGUAGCCGGACUAACAAAGGUCUUUCUGCAAUGAAUGAGUCUUCAGAUUUUCACCACACAGUUCACUUGGACCUGAAAGGUGCACCUCCAAGGGUCAGUUAUUUUGCUGAGAUAUUUCCUUUAUUCCGUCAAUGGGGUGCUACGAGUUUAUUGCUAGAAUAUGAAGAUAUGUUUCCAUACCAAAAUGAUCUCAAAGAAUUGGCUGCUGAACAUGCAUACAGCAAAGAUGAUAUACAAAGAAUACAACAAUUGGCAGAACAAAAUAAUUUGGAAGUAAUUCCUUUGGUUCAAACAUUUGGUCAUUUUGAGUUUGUUUUGAAACAUGAAAAAUUUCAAAAACUCCGGGAAGUUGCAGCUUACCCUACUUCUCUAUGUCCAACCCAUCCAGAUGCUUUAGACACAGUAAAGCUGAUGAUUGACCAAAUUCUCACAUUGCAUCCUCGCAGUCACCGUUUCCAUAUUGGAGCCGAUGAGGUUUAUCACAUAGGGUUCUGUGAGCGGUGUAAGAAGACAAUGGCUUCAGAGAACUUAACAAACCAACAGAUGUUCUUUGUUCAUAUUGAGAAAGUUGUGAAAUAUGUGAAGUGUAAAUACAAUCAUCUGACUGUUCUCAUGUGGGAUGACAUGAUGAGGUUUUGUGAACUGGCUCUUCUUAAAGAAUCUAAACUAGGUGAUAUUGUGGAACCAAUGGUAUGGCACUAUGUAACACAAUUCGUCCUACCUAAUGAUAUUUGGGACCGUUAUUCCAAAGUAUUUCCAAACAUUUGGCUCGCAAGUUCUUUCAAAGGUGCUACCAGUUCUUCUGCCUACUUGACGAAUAUUAUGUAUCAUGUUGACAACCAUCUUGCCUGGUUGAGUGUCAUCAACCAAGAGAAACAUAAAUUCAAGAAGAUCUGUGGUAUUACUGUAACAGGAUGGCAAAGGUUUGACCAUUUUGCUGUCCUCUGUGAGUUGCUGCCUCAGGCAUUGCCGUCCCUUGCUGCCUGCUUACAUGUCCUGAAGUCUGGAACAUUCAAUUCUGAUAUUCACUUAACUGUUUCAAAGGAGCUGGAAUUUGAACCUACACUGCCUCUUAUCCCAGAUCGAACUAUAUUUCCAAAGUGUAAAUUUCCUGGGAGUGACAUCUAUCUACAAAUGCUAGACUUCUUGCGAUUCGAACUUGACUACAACGAAUAUAUACAUAGUGACAGACGUCAGACGUGGAUGAAUGACUAUAACUUACAGCGUGGAUUUCUUAAUCCUGCACAUCUGCAACAGCUUCUUGAUGAGGCACUGAGGUUGUACAACUGUUUUCAACAAUUGAAGUUUUCCAUCCAGAAAAGUUUGAUGUUGGUGUUUUAUGAAGACACUGUCCAAGAAUGGCUGUGCGUCAAUAUUGACCAGAAACUAGUAAAACUGAAGGAGUUGUUGGACAAGGGCUGCCCUCAUUUGCCUGCACCACCACCACCAAUGAUUGCAGCAAAGUGAUAAUUUAUAUUUAGAGUGUGGACCUUAUAUUGCCUAGGCAGACUGUAGUUGUCAAACAUCUUUACAGAUUCCUACCAGAACUAACAUAUCUACCUUAUCCUGAUACUUUGAUACUAUUCAAAUGCCUCUGGACUCACUAAGAUCUCAAACAUUUAAAAGUGUCACUCAGUAUUUUUCAAUCAACAGCAUUUUCAGUGUCAA